ACAUUCCGUGUCAAAUUAGCUACCUGUCUAAACUCAUUUAUCUUGAUUUUUCCGUUAACCUAUUGUUGGGAAAAAUCCCACCUGAAAUUGGGCUUCUAACAAAUCUAAACUGCCUCUAUUUUGGUGAAAACCAGUUAAAUGGAUUUAUUCCUGAAGAAAUAGGUCACCUAAGUUCUCUAACCGAGCUUGAUCUUUCCGAAAAUCAUUUAGAAGGUCACAUCCUAGCUUCUUUAGGAAAUUUGAGACAUCUUACCAUUCUAUUUCUUUGGAAAAAUAGACUUUCUGGCUCCAUUCCUGAAGAAAUAGGCCGCCUAAGUUCUCUAACCAGGCUUGAUCUUUCCGAAAAUUGUUUAGAAGGUCACAUCCCAAUUUCUUUACGAAAUUUGAGACAUCUGACCCUUUUGUGUAUUUGGGAAAAUAAACUUUCUGGCUCCAUUCCUGAAGAAAUAGGCCACCUAAAUUCUCUAACAGUUCUUAGCCUUGCCGAAAACCAUCUUCAAGGUCCUAUUCCACAUUCGUUUGCUAAUUUGAGUAAUUUACAAAAAUUUUUUGUUCGUAAUAAUUGACUUUCUGGUCCCAUUCCACAAGGAAUCGGAGGUUCCAAGAACAUGGUAAGUUUGUACCUUAACGGAAAUCAAUUUACUGGCUCCUUGCCAGAAAGUAUUUGUCAUGGUGGUUUACUUUAGAAUUUUUCAAUAUUCAACAAUGGUUUCAGAGGUCAAGUUCCGCAAAGCCUAAAAAAUUGCACGAGCUUAAAGAGAGUCUUCUUGAAUGGAAACCAACUCACUGGAGAUAUAUCUCAAGUCUUUGGUGCCUAUCCAAACCUGACCAUCAUAGAUCUAAGCCACAAUAACUUUUAUGGAAAGAUCUCAAGUAAUUGGGGGCAAUGUCUAAAACUAGAGACUCUGAAAAUGAGUGGGAACAACAGCAGUGGUAGCAUACCACUUGAGAUUGGAAACUGGUUUCAACUAAAUUUGCUUGAUCUUUCUUUAAAUCAUAUAGUUGGGCAAAUUCCAAAGGAACUCAGAAAGUUGACUUCUCUAGAGAAGUUGUGGUUGAAUGGAAAUCAUAUCUUUGGUGCUAUACCUGUCGAAUUCGAGUCAUUGACCAAUCUCGAAUUUCUAGACAUAUCCUCGAACCAAUUGUGCAAGUCACUACCACGUAAUUUUGGGAACAACUUCUCAAAAUUAUACCACUUGAAUUUAAGCCAUAACAAUUUCAGUGAAGAACUUCCUAUCUCACUUAUAGCUUAUUGCAUAUCUCCAAACUAGAUUUAAGCUAUAACUCUUUAACUGGAGAGAUACCAUCAGAAAGUAGCAAAAUGCAAAGCUUGGAGGUGCUCAAUCUCUCUCACAAUCAUCUUUCUGGGGUUAUUCCGACUACCUUUGAAGAAAUGCGUGGUUUGUCGUAUGUAGAUGUAUCCUACAAUGAGUUACGUGGCCUCAUUCCCAACAGCAAAGCAUUUUUAGAUGCUCCCUUGGAAGCCUUGCAAGGUAAUAAGGGAUUGUGCAGUAACGUUAAAGGGUUGCCCCCUUGCAAACAUUUAUCAAAAAAAGGCCACAAAGCUGUGUUCAUAAUCAUUUCUCCUGUUUUGGGAUCACUUUUGGGUUUAUUUGUUUUCUUCUUAGUUCUUCUAAUUUUGCAAAGAAGAAAGAAAGAUCGAUAUCCCCAAUUAGAACAAAGCGACAAGCAUGAAGGAGGAUCUCUUUUUGUGUCAAGCACUUUCGAUGGUAGAAAAAUGUAUGAAGAGAUCAUGAGAGCAACUGAAGCGUUCAAUGACAUAUAUUGCAUUGGGGAAGGAUCAUCUGGAAGAACAUACAAAGCAAAAUUAUCAUCGCGUGAUAUGGUAGCUGUGAAGAAACUCCACCAAUUACUUGACGAUGAGAAAAGAUCCCAAAAUGCAUUCUUAAAUGAGAUAAAGGCAUUAACAGAAGUACGACAUCGAAAUAUCAUUAAACUUCAUGGCUUCUGUUCGCAUGCUCGACAUUCAUUUUUGGUUCAUGAAUAUUUGGAAAUGGGUAGUUUGACGAGAAUCUUGAAGAAUGAAGAAGAAGCUAAAGAAUUGGAGUGGAGUAAGAGGUUGAAUAUUGUCAAAGGUGUGGCGUAUGCCUUGUCUUACAUGCAUCAUGAUUGCUCACCACCAAUAAUUCAUCGAGAUAUCAAAAGUAACAUCUUGUUGGAUUCUCAGUACGAGGCCCAUGUUUCAGAUUUUGGCACUGCUAAAAUUCUAGAGCUAGAUUCAUCUAAUUGGACUUCCCUUGCAGGCACAUUCGGUUAUAUAGCACCAGAACUUGCUUAUACAAUGAAGAUAACCGAAAAGUGUGAUGUAUAUAGCUUUGGCAUGUUGGCAUUAGAAGUGAUAAUGGGAAAGUAUCCGGGUGAUUUCAUCUCCUCAGUUGAGUCAUCUGAUCCAUCAAUUGAGAUGGGUAUUCAACUGAAAGAUGUGUUGGACCAACGCCUUCCACUUCCAACACCCCAAGUUGAGGCUGAGCUCAUAAGGGUUGCAGAGAUUGCUACUGAAUGCUUAAAUCACCUUCCAGAAUCUAGGCCGACUAUGCUCAUGAUUUCUAAAAUAUUAGCAGCGGCCCAAGCCCCAAUCUGUAGUCUCCAGCUAGAGCCAUCUUUUUGAAUGAAGUUGCACCAAGAAAGUCUUGUUUAAGAAGACUUGCUAAUUAUAUUUAGUGUGUUGGUUCAAUAUUUUCUUUUUUUAAUAGCAUCUUUUUUGGGAGUGUUGAUUUUCCU
This is a messenger RNA of Carya illinoinensis, 2742 nucleotides long. Its product is annotated as MDIS1-interacting receptor like kinase 2-like. The coding region runs from base 1322 to 2629 and encodes 435 amino acids. NCBI's taxonomy places the organism in Eukaryota, Viridiplantae, Streptophyta, Magnoliopsida, Fagales, Juglandaceae. The transcript is spliced from 2 exons. Gene Ontology annotation, molecular function: protein binding; protein kinase activity; ATP binding. The record is from RefSeq and is a predicted model, not a curated record. Gene Ontology annotation, biological process: protein phosphorylation.